Molecule: messenger RNA, 8177 nt
Organism: Tachysurus fulvidraco (yellow catfish)
Lineage: Eukaryota; Metazoa; Chordata; Actinopteri; Siluriformes; Bagridae
Gene: dock4b
Product: dedicator of cytokinesis 4b
Exons: 54
Coding region: 157-6090 (1977 amino acids)
Biological process (GO): small GTPase-mediated signal transduction; cell chemotaxis
Cellular component (GO): cytoplasm; plasma membrane
Molecular function (GO): small GTPase binding; GTPase activator activity; guanyl-nucleotide exchange factor activity
Source: RefSeq, a predicted model, not a curated record
GCGCGCCUGUGUGUACUUGGUCGCUCGGGCGCUCUGAACAAUGAGUGUCGGCGGUGCGCGAGCAGCCCGGAGAAUGUGAACGUGUGAUUUAGCACUAAUGUUCAGCGCUGUGCGAUUCGCCUCGUGUGCUCUUUCAAUGGGCGAAAAACCGUAAACAUGUGGAUACCGACGGAACAUGAGAAAUUCGGAGUGGUGCUGGCCAGUUUUCGGGGGACGGUAAAAUACGGCUUGCCUCUGGAGAUCGGCGACACGGUGCAGAUCCUGGAGAAAUGUGAAGGCUGGUACAGAGGCUUCGUCAUCAAGAACCCGAAUGCCAAGGGGAUUUUCCCAUGCACCUACAUUCAUUUGAAAAAUGCUCAAAUCAAGAACAAGGGGCAGUUUGAGACCGUGGUGCCCACAGAAGACACGGUCAUUACGGAGAUGACCUCUACAUUGCGGGAAUGGGGAACCAUUUGGAAGCAGCUUUAUGUGAAGAAUGAAGGUGAUCUGUUCCACAGGCUGUGGCAUGUGAUGAAUGAGAUCCUGGAUCUGCGCCGUCAGGUUCUGGUCGGUCACCUGACCCACGACCGCAUGAAGGACGUCAAACAACACAUCACUGCACGCCUGGAUUGGGGAAAUGAGCAGUUGUCUCUGGACCUGGUGCCCAGGAUAGAGUUCAGCAUGGUGGACCCUGAUGACAUCAGCGUCACUGAGCUGUACAGACUGAUGGAACAUCGGCACCGGAAAAAGGACACGCCGGCCCCAGCCAGCACACAUCACCUGUUCGUGCACAUGAAGAGUCUGAUGAGCUCAAACCUGGGCGAGGAGCUGGAAGUUUUUUUCUACAUCUACGACAGCAGAGAGAAUCGACCGCUCAGUGAAAGGUUCUUUGUGAAGCUGAAUAAGAACGGAGUGCCCAAGUCUCCAGAGAAGACAGAGACACACUGUACCCUUUUUGUGGACUUGGGGAGCAGUGACCUGAGAAAAGAUGUGUAUAUUGUUGUGCACAUCAUUAGAAUAGGGAGGAUGGGUGCCGGUGAGAAGAAAAACACAUGCAGCGUGCAGUACAGGCGCCCAUUUGGCUGUGCUGUGUUCAGCAUCGCAGAUCUACUCACAGCUGACACUAAAGAUGACCAGGUCCUUAAAGUCUAUGCAUGUAACACCGAGAGUGAUUCGAGUCAAAUCCACGACAACAUCAUAAAGAAAGCGAACUCCAGAUAUAACCUGUCAGGAUCCAACACGGGCCUAGCAGUGACUCUCCAGUUACUCCAUGGGGACAUCGAGCAGUUGCGGCGGGAGUACAUGGCCAUUUUCUCUCGGGGUGUGUCCAUCACCAGGAAACUGGGCUUCUCUGACAUCAUCAUGCCAGGAGAGAUGAGGAACGAUCUGUAUAUCACGCUGGAGAAAGGAGAAUUUGAGAAGGGCGGGAAGACGGUGGCCAGAAAUGUGGAAGUCACCGUUUAUUCACUGGAUGCCAACGGACAAAUUCUCAGGGGCUGUGUUACAGCAGGUUCAGGGGAACCGGGGGCUGAUGAGUACCAAUCCUUUGUGCUGUACCACAACAACAGCCCACGCUGGGCUGAGCAGAUUAAGCUGCCCAUCCCUGUUGACAUGUUCCGUGGCUCUCAUGUCCGUUUCGAGUUUCGCCACUGUUCCACAAAGGACAAGGGGGAGAAGAAGCUGUUUGGCUUCUCCUUUGUCCCCUUAAUGCAGGAAGAUGGACGAACUUUGCCUGAUGGCACCCAUGAGCUCAUUGUCUAUAAGUGUGAGGAGAAUGCUAAUCUUCAGGACUGUGCUCGCUACCUCAAUCUGCCUGUCUUCAAAACCAACCUGCAGGGCAACAAUCAAGCUGUGAAAAGCAGCAAAGAGUCCUUCUGGAUCACCUCAUUCCUCUGUUCCACCAAACUCACUCAAAAUGGUGAAAUGCUGGACUUGCUGAAAUGGAGGAUGCACCCCGAGAGGAUCAAUGACAGCCUUUCCAAACUGAAGGAGAUUGAUGGCUCUGAAAUAGUUAAGUUCUUACAGGACACACUGGACACGCUCUUUGGAAUCUUGGAUGAGAACCCACAGAGAUACGGCCUCAAAGUCUUUGAUUCCCUUGUGCACAUUAUAAACUUACUCCAGGACAGCAAGUUCCAGCACUUUAAACCCGUCAUGGACACCUACAUUGAGGGCCACUUUGCAGGAGCUUUGUCAUACAGGGAUCUGAUUAAGGUACUGAAGUGGUAUGUGGACCGCAUCAUUGAAGCCGAACACCAGGACCACAUCCAGCGUGUACUCAAGGCAACAGAGUACAUCUUUAAAUACAUUAUCCAAUCUCGGAGGCUGUUUGCACUCGCCACAGGGGGCCAGAAUGACGAAGAGUUUCGCUGCUGUAUGCACGAACUCUUCAUGUCCAUUCGCUUCUUCUUGUCGCAGGAGAACAAAGGGUCCGGCCCUAUCACACACACACAGAAGAUUGGCACAGUGCCAACUCUGCUCAUCACCCAAACACCUCUAUGCACACAGCUUCCAGUGAAGGCAGUGUUUUUGCAGGCAUUUCCUGCAGUCUAUGGGGAGCUGCUGAAGCUAUUCACGGUCAGAGAGGUGGCCUCAUUCGUACGGGAGACACUGGGGAGUCUUCCAGACUCCUCACAGCCAGACUGCCCCCUAGAAACUGUCAAAUUACAGUGCAUUUCCAAAACUGUAGAGAGCCAAAUCUACACAAAUCCAGAAUCGAGGUUUAUCCUGCUUCCUGUGGUUCUGCGCUUGCUACAAACUCACCUGCAGGAGCAGCGGGAUCUGGUGAUGUGCGCACAAAUACUCACCAGCAUGAUGUCCAUCAUAAAGAGAUACGAUACGGAGCCAGCCAUGUCUGAAGAAGUGGAUCUGAUAGUGGAGAGCUUGCUGAGCGUGUUAUUGAGGACCAUACUGGAGAUUUCCAAUCGUCCCCAAACCCCAGCGUCGACCAUGCGUCCGCAGAGUCAGGAUGUCACGGGGGAGUUUGUAUCGUGUCUCUUGGCUCUCCUGAAGCAGAUGGGAGAUCAUCACUACCAGAAGCAUCUGCAGCGUUUCACCAGUAAAGAUGAGCUGAGGGAUUUCCUCCUGCAGAUUUUCACCGUAUUCCGGAUCCUGAUCCGGCCCGAGAUGUUUCCCAAAGACUGGACGGUCAUGCGGCUCGUCACUAAUAACGUCAUCAUCACAACGGUGCUCUACCUGUCAGAUGCUCUGAGGAAAAACUUUCUCAAUGACAGGUUUGAUUACAAGGUCUGGGACUCGUACUUUUAUCUAUCGGUCAUGUUCAUUAACCAGCCCUGCCUCCAGCUUGAGACCUUCUCUUCUUCAAAACGCAAGAAAAUUCUAGAAAAGUAUGGAGAUAUGAGGGUGAUGAUGGGUUGUGAAAUCUUCAGUAUGUGGCAGAAUCUAGGAGAACACAAAUUAAACUUCAUCCCUGCUAUGAUCGGCCCAUUUCUCGAGGUGACGCUGGUUCCUCAGCCGGAUCUGAGGAACGUGAUGAUCCCCAUCUUUCACGAUAUGAUGGACUGGGAACAGCGGCGUAGCGGCAACUUUAAACAGGUGGAGGCCAAACUUAUAGACAAACUCGACAGCCUGAUGUCAGAGGGAAAGGGCGAUGAAACUUACAGAGAGCUCUUCAACAGCAUAAUUCCUCUGUUCGGUCCGUAUCCUAGUCUUUUGAAGAAGAUCGAGAGAGAGACGUGGAGAGAGAGCGGAAUCUCAUUAAUCGCGACUGUAACACGUCUAAUGGAGAGACUGCUCGAUUACAGGGACUGUAUGAAACUUGGAGAAGUGGAUGGAAAGAAGAUUGGCUGUACUGUCAGUCUGUUGAACUUCUAUAAAACAGAGCUGAAUAAGGAGGAGAUGUAUAUCCGCUACAUCCACAAGCUAUAUGACCUGCACUUGAAAGCACAGAACUACACAGAGGCUUCUUACACACUGCUGCUGUACGACGAAUUGCUGGAGUGGUCAGAAAGGCCACUGAGGGAGUUCCUGAAUUACCCUAUGCAGAGCGAGUGGCAGAGGAAAGAGUACCUGCACCUCACCAUCAUCCAGAACUUUGACCGUGGCAAGUGUUGGGAGAACGGCAUCCUCCUGUGUCGAGAGUUGGCCGAUCAGUACGAAGCGUACUAUGAUUACAGGAACUUGAGCAAAAUGAAGAUGAUGGAGGCCUCGUUGUAUGAUAAAAUAAUGGACCAGCAGAGACUGGAGCCCGAGUUCUUUCGAGUGGGCUUCUACGGGAAGAAGUUUCCUUUCUUUCUACGGAAUAAGGAGUUUGUAUGUCGUGGUCACGACUAUGAGCGUUUAGAAGCCUUCCAGCAGCGCAUGCUUAACGAAUUCCCUCAUGCCAUCGCCAUGCAACAUGCCAACCAGCCUGACCAGACCAUCUACCAGGCUGAGGCCCAGUACCUACAAAUCUACGCAGUGACUCCAAUCCCAGACAGCCAGGACGUCCUCCAGAGGGAUGGUGUUCCGGACAACAUCAAGAGUUUCUACAAAGUCAACAACAUCUGGCGUUUCCGCUAUGACCGCCCCUUCCACAAGGGCACCAAAGACAAGGAGAAUGAGUUUAAGAGUCUGUGGGUGGAGAGGACAACAAUGACCCUAGUGCAGAGUCUCCCAGGGAUUUCCCGCUGGUUUGAAGUGGACAAGAGAGAUCUGGUGGAGGUGAGCCCGCUGGAGAACGCCAUCGAGGUGAUUGAAAACAAGAACCUGCAGCUGCGUACACUCAUCACGCAGUGCCAGACACGCCAGAUGCAGAACAUCAACCCGCUCACCAUGUGCUUAAACGGCGUGAUCGACGCUGCUGUGAAUGGAGGCCUUGCUCGCUACCAGGAGGCGUUCUUUGUGAAAGACUACAUGAUGAAUCACCCGGAGGACGGAGAUAAGAUUGGACGCCUCAGAGAGCUCAUGUUUGAACAGGCACAAAUACUCGAGUUUGGCUUGACUGUCCAUGAGAAGUUUGUUCCACAGGAUAUGCGGCCGCUGCAUAAGAAAUUGGUGGAUCAGUUCCAUCUCAUGAAAUCUAGCUUAGGGAUUCAGGAGCUCCCAGCGUACAUGAGGGCAAGUCCGAUCCAUUUUCCCAACGGAAGCCCACGGGUCGGUCGAAACUCAAUGCCCAACAUCUUGAAUAUAGAGGGUGGACGCGUGGUGGCCCGCCGCAGUCCACUCAGCUAUCCAGCAGUGAACCGGUACUCUUCAUCCUCUCUGUCAUCGCAAGCCUCCAAUGAAGUGAGCAACAUCACCGGGCAGUCAGAAAGCUCAGACGAAGUCUUCAACAUGCAGCCUAGCCCAUCUACCUCGAGUCUCAGCUCCAACCACUCAGCCUCUCCAAACGUGACCAGCUCAGCCCCUUCCAGUGCCCGAGGUUCCCCUCAGUUGUCAGAGAAACACAAACAUGUCAGAGAGAACCCCUGCCUCUCUCCAAGAGAGAGACCCUGCAGUGCUGUAUUUCCCAAUCCACUUGAUCCCACACUGAGGACGAUCCCACAUCCGGCAGGUGAUGCCUCUCUGCCUCGCAGCGAUCCCAACAUCUCCAUUCCAGACAAAGUGGUCAAGCCUGCCCCAAGCAGCUGGAGUCUUGACACAACAUUCUCUGACUCUGUCGGAAAGCAGUUUUGCCCCCCUGUCCCUCCUAGGCCUCCAUACUCAGGUUCCCCUGCUAAAAGUCUGGGAUCCCAGUCCCCAGGUCCAGUAUCAAAGUCACCACAAAAGUACUCUGUGCCUUCCUUCACACCAUCGCCCACGGAAUGCCCACCAACAGGACUCGUACCCAACUCCCCAGUGCUUUCUGGCAGUUACAGCAGUGGCAUCUCCUCUCUCAGCCGCUGCAGCGUUUCUGAAGCCUCAGGCACUGAAGCCACGCCCUCUACCGACCAUGCUCUCCCUACCUCUGCCUCUAGUGGUUUGGAUGAUCUUUUUCGGCGUGAGAACAAGACUCCGCCUCCUUAUAGCAGCAACCCGCGCCGACCUGUGCCCCUCCCUCACAGCCUUUCCAUUCCAACUAGUGCUGAUGCUCCACCCAUUCCACCAAAACCCCGCCAGCUUCGCAGUGUGAAGCCUGUGGAGCCGCUGCCCAGACCACGCCCCCUUCCACGAAAAGUCUCUCAGCUUUAGUGCUGCUGGAUGAAGAUACACCACCACCAAUUGCACUUUGUUUCUUUGGGUUGAUGAACCCAAAUGUUCAAUUUACAAAUUUAGAAAACAAACAGACUGAGUAUGUAGGAGUAUAUGGCAGGGCUAUCACUGCUAAUUCCUGCACUUUUUAGCAAUCACAGAUCGAGAUGCUCUUGCUCUGAGUAUCAGGGCAUUUUUACAUUAUGUAAAUACUGAUAUGAAAUGUAUGUUUUGCCUUAAGUAUUGAAAACAGAAUAUUUUACCAUUGGGUAAUGCACGUUUCUACGUACAUUUUGAGUACAUUCGGCUUUUUUUUUUUAAAUGGCUCAGAGGUGCUAAUAGCCUCCAUUCGGCUCUUUGUGUAGGCACUAGAUGAUAUCCAUGGCUUUGUUCACGCACGCGCACACACACACACACACACACACACACACACACACACACACACACACACACACACAAUUGGACUCAAAAGAGGCUGCUUCCAAACCCUUUUAUUCAUCUGCAGGAGCGGGUUUUCCAUGACCUGUAGAUAGAACAGCAUUCCAUGAUCAGCUUAUACAGAACAUUAGCCCAUCACCCAUUUAUUAGGGUGAGGUUUAUGGUUUACAUGCAUGAUUUGGUCAGUAUUCAUAGCUGACACUUUAGAAUUAAAGACUGACCAGACAAGAACGCUUGAGUUUACCAAGUUCUGUGCCAAAGGGACAGGGAAACUGCACCUAUGCUGAAAGUCAUGCUGUAUUUCCAUUCUCUUGUUCAAGAUUCACAUUAAGUCUGUUUCAUCAUUUUUAUUUUGAUGGACAGUCAUGUUAAAGUACGACUGGAUUAGUCAGCGGCAUAACUGGAUAUGCCAUGAUAGGCUGGUACUCACGUUACACCACCUGAGUAAUAUUUAGGAAAAGAGCUGAAGGCAGAUGCGUCUGCCUGUGGGCAUGGAAGAAGCUAGCCUAAUUACAGUGCAGUGCACAGUAACUGAAUUUUUUAAGCAUGUACUGAAAUUGCGGGAGUCUUUACAGAAGCGAAGCCUGGCAUUCUUCGUAUUCACAUUCAGUUAUGCCAAUUACGUGUACCAUUCGCAAGCUUCACCAAUUAAAAGCGUUGAGAUUUGCCCAAGUUGUUUCGAUUCUCACUUGCAUAAAACUGCCAGUACUGUAGGUAUUUAAUGGAACUGUUGGUUGAAAAGUCCCAAACAUAAGACCGCAUAGUGGGCUGUGACAAUAUAUCCGAGCAAAUUUUAAUUAUAAUGUUACGAGUUUACCAUUUCUAUUUGUACCAGGAUUCUACCCACAGUACAUUGUGUAGUAGCACAUAUACUGUAUAAUGUACAGCCUCAUUAAUUGAUGUUUAAGGCAGUGGUUCUCAGACUAGUCCAUACAGCCUCACAGAUGCUGCACAUUUUAUCCUAUGAAUCAGUUUUAAGCUGUGAAAUAAAAUGAAAAAAAAAAAAAAAAGGUGUAUGAUGUUCAGGCAAAAAUCAUUGAUGUGGUCGUUCAGAUGCAAAGUUACAGUUAACACCCUGAAAUGUAUUUUCUAAGAACAGUUUGCCAGCAAUUAUUUUUUUAAUUAAAGAAAAUGUCAUCAUUUUUAUCCAUUUACAGUUACUUUUAAUGUCAUGGAGCAUCUGGAAAACAAAUUAGUUACUGUUAUGAGGUAGAUUAUAGCAGCUAUAAACAGUUCCUCACCCACCUGUCUUUUUUUUUUCUGAUGAAGUUAAUAGGACAUAAAAUGUAGCUUGUUAGCAAGAAACAGCCAAUCUGUCCAUCCUGAAGACUUUCCCCUGGCAGAAAACCUAAAAGAGCUUUACCUUCUGUGAGCACUGCAAUAUACACCUGUAAAUAACCUUAUAGCUACGGCUAGCUUUUGACCAAUCAGAUAUCAGGAUUCAGGAGCUCUGUGAUAUAAUUGUAGUCUGUUUUUAGGAAAAUGGUUUUAAAAUUCAAAAUGUAAAAUUUUUUUGCCUCAUAAUUGAUUAAAAUGGCCAUUUGUAUACAUUUGUAUAUUGUUACAGCCCCAUUUAUAAUUUAAUCUAUAUUUUAUCAACCACAUUUUUUUAUAUGGAAACAUUUACAGCAUGAUUUGGACAGUUCUAA